ACAGCCGGAGCCUGUGGUGGCAGGGCCGCUUUGGGGCGCCAUCGGAUGUGUUUUCGGGAUCCCUGCCGCACACGGUGACCCAGGCCGCGACUCCCUCGGCGUCGGCCGCUCACCCGGCGUGGGGGGUGAGGGUGGGCCGUGUCCCGGCGUGGGAGCUCAGGCCCGCGCGGCCGUCGGGGAUGGAGGUGCUGGACGAGUUCGACAGCGAGUUCCCGCAGCGAGUGACCUUCUGCCGGCUCAUCUCCAGGGAGGCCUUCGAGCGGCAGGCGGCCACCUACACGGGCCGCUCGCUGCGCCGCCUGUUCCGCAGCAUCGACCGCAACCCAGCGCUGGCUGAGAAGGUGGUGCGCCAGGGCAAGCAGGCCGAGUGCGAGCGGCGCGGGCUCCUGUCCUUCCUCUGGGCGAAGUUCUUCAGUGCGGUCCAGGGGGAACUGAACUAUUGCAACAGCAUGGGCGCGCGGGAGAUGCACCAGCGCCUGGAGCGGCUCAAGAGGAGCAUCUACCGUGUGCACCUCUACUCCCAGGACUCCAAGAAGAAAAAAACACCAAAGCCCAAGAAACAAGAGCUCAUCCUUUUGAGGGACCAGUCCACCUCUCCAUGCCUUCCAUCAGCUCUCCUGCCAUCGCCACCUCUGUCACCACCUACUGCCACCAUGGCCUCUGUGCUGACCCCAUCACCUCCUGUCUACACUAUGCCUAGGGUCUUUGGCCCCUUCCCUCCGCUGCCCAGCAAGUCGAUAGAGAAUUUGGACGUUUCAAGGUCUGAUGUCAAAUUAAACUGGACUGGCUUGUCAUCAAACCCAAAGAGUCACAUGGUUGAUCUGACUCCCUUGGUCCUCAAUCCCGGAGGCUUCCAUUUUUCAUACCUGUCUGAAAAUAGUACACACACACUCCAUUGCCCUGGCUUCCCCUGGACCUCAGCCUGUAGUGGCUCCUCCAACACUGAGGAGAUGCCAUCCCCUCCUGUGAAGGCCUCCAUCUUCACCCCUCCUGUCCUGUUCAAGUUCCAGCCUGUAUCCAGAUCCAAAGAUGACUCAGAGAAUGACCUUGACAGCGCAAAAUCUGUGCACAACGAGAAGAACCCAUAACUUCUGCACUACAGACCACAGCUUGAGAAGUGAAUAAAGUUUCCAUGGAGGUGC
This is a messenger RNA of Erinaceus europaeus (western European hedgehog), 1142 nucleotides long. RefSeq lists its product as uncharacterized. NCBI's taxonomy places the organism in Eukaryota, Metazoa, Chordata, Mammalia, Eulipotyphla, Erinaceidae. The coding region runs from base 180 to 1088 and encodes 302 amino acids. The record is from RefSeq and is a predicted model, not a curated record. The transcript has 6 exons.